Messenger RNA from Neltuma alba, 789 nucleotides. RefSeq names its product transcription factor MYB4-like. The transcript is spliced from 3 exons. The coding region runs from base 1 to 789 and encodes 262 amino acids. Lineage: Eukaryota; Viridiplantae; Streptophyta; Magnoliopsida; Fabales; Fabaceae. The record is from RefSeq and is a predicted model, not a curated record.
AUGAGGAAUCCUCGCAGUGACACGAAUGGAUUGAAGAAAGGCACAUGGACGCCAGAAGAAGACCGCAAGCUCAUUGCUUAUGUUACUAGGUAUGGCUGUUGGAAUUGGCGCCAACUCCCCAGAUUCGCAGGUCUUGCCAGGUGUGGGAAGAGUUGCCGGCUGAGGUGGCUCAAUUACCUGAGGCCCGACAUUAAAAGAGGCAACUACACUAAGGAAGAAGAUGAACUUAUCAUCGAACUCCACCACCAGCUUGGUAACAGAUGGUCUGCUAUAGCAGCUAAGUUACCGGGAAGGACAGACAACGAAAUAAAGAACCACUGGCACACCAACCUCAAGAACACGCGCAGAAGUCAACCUCAAAACAAGUCAGUCACAAAUGACGACGACAAGGAUAUUGACACUGUCGUCAAGCCAGGCAAUCAAUAUCAUUCUCAAGGUUUCUCGGACUCCGAAACUUUCAAGGUCGACGCCGACGAUCAUGGGAAAUCCGCGGGGUCUGAAUCAACCUCGAGCAAAUCCUCCUGCGUAACGACGUCGGAGAGUAACCUGGAUUUGGCGAGAGAUCAUGAGUUCUCUUUUCUGGAUGCGUAUUCCGGGCCAACGAGUGGGAAUUUCUGGACGGAUCCACCUCUUUUUCAUUCUGAUGAUCUCCCUUACUACCCUGAUCCUGAGUUUACGCCGCCCGAGACUGAAGCUCAAGCCUCUUCCCCUAUCUCCAACGUGGCACAACUUUGGACUCACAAUUUCUACGACCAAUAUUGUGGUCUCUUCUGCAAUCCUGAUCAAUAG